This is a messenger RNA of Cannabis sativa, 1636 nucleotides long. Its product is annotated as probable aldo-keto reductase 2. The transcript has 5 exons. Bases 445 to 1473 code for a protein of 342 amino acids. NCBI's taxonomy places the organism in Eukaryota, Viridiplantae, Streptophyta, Magnoliopsida, Rosales, Cannabaceae. The record is from RefSeq and is a predicted model, not a curated record. Gene Ontology annotation, cellular component: cytoplasm.
UUUUAAUAUAAAUAAAAAGUCAUCUAUGAAUUUCUCAUAAAUCAAGAAUUCGGUUAUAUAGACACUUUAUAUAGAAUAGAAAUAGAAGAAUAGGUAUGACAUUAAAUACUAUAAACAUACUUAAAAAAAAAAUGUCAUAUAAAUUGUUCAAAUUAAAAGAGUAUAUUUAACAAUGAAAUUCUUUUAUAAAGAAAACCGUAAGUGAUGACGUAAACAUUGCAGCAUAGUUGACUGUUGAAUUUAGUUUUUUUUUUAAAAAAAAAUUUAGAAACUUUUGACUUUAGAUCACCCAGCAAUCCAAACAUGCCGGCAGUAAUCUGUCUUCAUUGUUCGUAAUCUUAUAAGAAGAAGUCCCAUACCAACAUUGAGGCACUCACUAGUCACUACUCUAACUCUGCUUAGUGUUUACAACCACUUUCUGUAUUUGAAGGAAAUCAAACAAAAAUGGGUACAGUGAUGAGAAGGACUAAGCUGGGUUCACAAGGUCUGCAAGUCUCGGCUCAGGGCCUGGGAUGCAUGGGCAUGUCGGCCUUCUACGGCCCACCCAAGCCUGAUACGGACAUGAUCGCUCUCAUCCACCACGCCAUUCAUUCUGGCGUCACUUUCCUCGACACAUCCGACAUCUAUGGCCCAUUCACUAACGAAAUCCUUCUCGGAAAGGCGCUUCAAGGGGUGAGGGAGAAAGUUGAGCUAGCAACCAAGUUUGGAAUAAGCUUUGCCAACGACAAGAGGGAGAUUCGAGGUGACCCGGCGUAUGUUAGAGCCGCCUGCGAGGCCAGCCUGAAUCGGCUCCAAGUUGAUUGUGUGGAUCUCUAUUACCAGCAUCGGAUCGACACUCGUUUGCCCAUUGAAGUCACGAUUGGGGAGCUGAAGAAACUUGUUGAGGAGGGCAAAAUAAAGUACAUUGGUCUAUCAGAGGCCUCAGCUUCAACAAUCAGAAGAGCACAUGCUGUUCAUCCAAUAACAGCUGUGCAGCUUGAAUGGUCCUUGUGGUCUAGAGAUGUUGAGGAAGAUAUAAUUCCUACAUGCAGGGAACUGGGCAUUGGAAUUGUUGCAUACAGCCCUCUUGGACGCGGUUUUCUUUCAUCUGGACCAAAAUUUGUAGAAAGUUUGCAUGAUAGUGAUUUUCGUAAGUAUCUUCCAAGGUUUCAAGGUGAAAAUCUUGAACAUAACAAGACUAUAUUCGAGAAAGUCAAUGAAAUGGCUGCCAGAAAGAAAUGCACUCCUGCGCAGCUAUCAUUGGCCUGGGUUCAUCACCAAGGAGAUGAUGUAGUUCCCAUCCCUGGAACUACCAAGAUUGAAAAUUUUAACCAAAAUAUUGGAGCCUUAUCAGUGAAACUGACACCAGAGGAAAUGGCUGAGCUUGAAUCUUAUGCUUCAGCAGAUGUCGUGAAGGGUGACAGGUACGGCUUUUCCGCAGGAACUUGGAAGGAGUCUGAAACUCCACCUCUAUCUUCAUGGAAAAGUGAGUGAGAGUAUCUCUUCUCCAUCUCAUAUUGUCUUCUAAGCGAGUGACAUUUGUGAACAUGUUAAAAUUACAGAAUAAGUGGUUUUCUGCCUAGUGGGUAUCGAGCUUUGUCUUACCUAUUUGUAAAGUUCUUAAACUGCAUGUUUAUUAUAAGUGAUUUUCUACCAA